CAUUCAGGGAGACAGUGACGUUUGGAUCUGUCAUUUUCCGUGGCUUCGUGCAUUAAAUUUCUGAUGCAAUAGUUACCAGGUGGAUUUUGCCAGAAAAUCCUGUGAAAAUAUUGUUGAGAGCGGUUUAAAAUAUAUAAAAAUCAUGGCAGAAGAUGAUGCUACUUUUGACCCAACCUUGACGAAGAAGAAGAAAAAGAAGAAGACUACCUUCGAUUUGGAUGCUGCUCUUGGUGGCGAUGAAGACAACACCCUAAAAAACCAGCAAGACAACGACGAAAAUGCCGACAAUGAAGUCAAAGACCUGGACGACGACUUAGACUUGGAGAAUUUCGGUAAAAAGAAGAAGAAAAAGAAGAAGCCAUUCAACUUGGACGAUCUGGACAAUGCAUUGCCGUCGAAAGAACCUGCCGUGGACGACUCGGGAAUCGGAGAUGGAGCCGGCGACGAAGCAAAUGCCGAUGAGGACUUUGACUUGGAUAUGGACUUCUCGAAAACGAAGAAAAAGAAAAAGAAGAAGAAGGAUUUGGAUGAGUUGGUAGCGGCUGCAGUGGAGGAUGACAAGUCCGAGGAUAAAGAGAAUGGCCUUACCGAUGUGGACGCGAGUAUUUGCGACUUUGUGGACGAAAACAGUUCCAGUUGGGCCGGCUCCGACCGUGACUACACCUACGAAGAGCUCCUUAGUCGUGUAUUUGAAAUUAUUCUUGAUAAAAACCCAGACAUGGCGGCUGGUCGAAAACCGAAAUUCGUGAUGAGACCACCACAAGUGCUCCGUGUCGGCACGAAAAAGACAUCAUUCGCGAACUUCACAGAUAUCUGCAAAACGCUGCACAGACAGCCGAAGCAUUUACUCGAUUUCCUGCUUGCUGAAUUGGGUACGAGUGGCUCCAUGGACGGUAACCAGCAGCUGAUUAUCAAGGGUCGCUUCCAGCCCAAGCAAAUUGAGAACGUGCUGCGACGUUACAUCAAGGAGUACGUCACGUGUCACACGUGCCGGUCGCCCGAAACUAUCCUGCAGAAAGACACCCGCUUAUUCUUCUUACAGUGUGAAUCGUGCGGUUCACGGUGUUCGGUAGCUAGCAUCAAAUCUGGUUUCCAGGCUGUCACGAGCAAGCGUGCUGCAAUACGUGCGAAAACCGCCUAAGUUUCUGUACAGGAGGGGAUGAUUUCGAAGAUAUAUUUCAAAUUAUUAGUUUCAUCGUGAUUCUUUUUUAUAUGGUAUGAUUACAACUUAAUAUAGCCGAUUUUAUUCAAGAAAUGCUCCACUCCAUUGUUUUUACUUGUCUGUUCUAAUUUGCUGAUAUCAACACCGUGAAAUGUUGUUCAACUUUGAGUUAUUUAAAUGGAUUUAGUAAGAAUUUGUGUGAAGUCGGAUUUAUUUAUGUAAGAAUUAAGGAAAGAGACAUUUUCCACUUAGCAAAAUACUAAACUGUUGAAUGAAAUAGAGAAGCGAACAAAACAAACUGAAACUCCGAAUACGCGAUUUUUCAAUUAACACUACAGUAAUCGAUUUGGUUAAUAAAAAUUCAUAAAG
Messenger RNA from Hermetia illucens (black soldier fly), 1531 nucleotides. RefSeq names its product eukaryotic translation initiation factor 2 subunit 2 (gene eIF2beta). Gene Ontology annotation, molecular function: mRNA binding; translation initiation factor activity; translation initiation factor binding. The record is from RefSeq and is a predicted model, not a curated record. Gene Ontology annotation, biological process: translational initiation; formation of translation preinitiation complex; formation of cytoplasmic translation initiation complex. The transcript has 4 exons. Gene Ontology annotation, cellular component: eukaryotic translation initiation factor 2 complex. NCBI's taxonomy places the organism in Eukaryota, Metazoa, Arthropoda, Insecta, Diptera, Stratiomyidae. Bases 143 to 1141 code for a protein of 332 amino acids.